GGGGGAAGAGGGGAAGGGGGAGAGGGGGAAGGGGGGAAUGGGGAAGGGGAGAAGGGGGAAGGAAAGAGGGGAAGGGGAAGAGGGGAGAAGGGGGAAGGGGAGAACGGGGAGAGAGGGGAAGGGGAGAAGGGGGAGAGAGGGGAAAAGGAGGAAGGGGGGAAGGGGGAGAGGGGAGAAGGGGGAAGGGGAGAGGGGGGAAGGGGGAAGGGGAGGAGGGGAUAA
Ylistrum balloti is the source of this 222-nucleotide messenger RNA. Its product is annotated as glycine, alanine and asparagine-rich protein-like. The record is from RefSeq and is a predicted model, not a curated record. The transcript has 2 exons. The annotation marks the transcript as partial. Lineage: Eukaryota; Metazoa; Mollusca; Bivalvia; Pectinida; Pectinidae.